Messenger RNA from Aspergillus melleus, 2105 nucleotides. It is a transcript of the gene PFA5, whose product is annotated as DHHC family palmitoyltransferase. Gene Ontology annotation, biological process: peptidyl-L-cysteine S-palmitoylation; protein targeting to membrane. The record is from RefSeq and is a predicted model, not a curated record. Bases 296 to 1636 code for a protein of 446 amino acids. Gene Ontology annotation, molecular function: protein-cysteine S-palmitoyltransferase activity. NCBI's taxonomy places the organism in Eukaryota, Fungi, Ascomycota, Eurotiomycetes, Eurotiales, Aspergillaceae. Gene Ontology annotation, cellular component: Golgi apparatus; endoplasmic reticulum. The transcript is spliced from 5 exons.
ACCGCCGUCACGUGCCGUACGUCAUCCCCCGGGGUUUGUCUGGUUUGCCCUGUUUGUCGGGCCCGUCACGUUCCUAGUUUGACUGCAACAUCGUUGCCUCAUCGUCGUCACCUCGUUCCAGGCAGACAUCAUCAUCUAGAUCUGGGCCCAAUGCUCUAGUCUUUCGUCCCGGUCCCUCAGCAUAACUACUCGCUUUAACUAAUAUGGAUGCGGUUGGGACCUCCGUCAGCUGAUCGUUUCCCACUGACCCCCUCAAUGCGGAGAUAGGCGCAAAGUCUCCUCCGACCUCUAUCUCAUGGCGCGCCCGGACCGGCGCGUGAAUUUAGCAGUAGCUAGAGUUAUCCCCGUGGUCUUGCUAGGCGCUGUGAUCUAUGCUUCCUAUGCUAUCACCAAACCCCUAUGCAUCGACUACCUUCUCCAUCCUCUCCCGAAGUAUGAUCGUCGCCCUCGAACUGGUGCUGGUAUCGCCAUCAUUGUGAUCUACUACGUGCUUCUCUUUCCGGUCGUCGCGACAUACAUUCGACUUCUGUAUAACGUCAUCUGGAACCCCGGGUUACUGCCUCGGAACUCUCCACCCGCACCGACGUCGCAAGGCCCCGAACGACCGCAUAGCCGUCGGCGAAGUAGCCACAGACGGAGACAGAGUCAUGAGCAAUCGAGACAAUCCGAGAAAUCCGAAGGUGCCGGCGCCGACGUCGAGCAGGGACUGGAGUAUAACGCUGGAAACCCUGCGUUCCAGAUAGACCUAGCGGGACUGGAAAACUUUUACAGAAAAGAUGUUUUCGUCUGCCAGCCGGAUGGGCGGCCCCUAUAUUGCUCUACGUGUUGCCAUUAUAAACCAGAUCGUGCGCAUCAUUGCCGCGAGGUGGACCGGUGUGUCCGGAAGAUGGACCACUUUUGUCCAUGGGUCGGAGGUGUUGUUUCUGAAACAUCGUUCAAAUUCUUCAUUCAAUUCGUCUUUUAUACGAUGGUUUUUUGCCUAUUUUGUUUAAUCGUAUGCGCGUACUUUGUCGCCGAGAUAAAACGAGACAGUGGCUCCGUCAAUCCCCAUUGGGCCGUUGGUAUUGGAUUGAGCGGUCUUUUUGGAUUAUUCACUUUUGGUAUGACCUUAAGCUCCUUACAACUGGGCAUGUUCAACCUCUCCACAAUCGAGAAUAUCAAUCGUCAAUCAGUCGUCUGGACACUAGCCAUCCGCGUGCCCAAUCACGUCCUGGCAAAACUUCAUCCGGAGACGCAAUGGGCUCCGACAUUUCGCACUAUCACCUACCCUCUCCCAUCCAUACCUCCUCAUGCCGAAUUCGGCGCAGAAUACCAACACUAUCAGCCACCUGCAGAGCAGCACGUAUUCGCCAUUCUCCAGACCCAACCGGGCGACAAUCCCUUCGACCUAGGCAGUCCCAUCAAGAACCUUCAACAGAUCAUGGGCUACUCGCUGUUCGACUGGAUGCUUCCCCUCAAGCACAGCCCAUGUGCGGAUCACACGAACCAAGAGAGCACCUUUGCAUUUGGACCUGUGGUCUCGAGGCUCAAACAGGACGCGGGCCUCGACUCCUCCGUCGAGACCGAGGACGAGCUAGGAGAUCACAGAUCAUCGAAACAUAAACGAAAACGACGAAAACAUAGACGUCGGGAUUGAUCAUCACUACCUAUAGUUUCCUUUCUCGCAUUCUCUAUCUAGGAAAGACCCAUUGGAAAGUCCUCCUCAUCCCAUCGAAACAUCAUCCCACCAUCUCACUUGGUCUAUUCCUCAUGCAAGAUCAAUUGCAUUUUUUGGGGCUUCUUCGGCUUUUGUUCUAUUCCAUCUUAUUUCCCUCAUUCUUGGAUACUUCUUUUAGGAGUUUGGUUGAUCUGCUAUUCACCAAUGAGAAUCUUAGUCAUAGCAUAGUUAGGCUACAUUACCCCUGGUUGGAAGUUAAUAGAUAAAUAAUCUUCAGUUACAAGGCUAUGUCUCUGCUAGACUCAUUCGAGAUGCAAUUAGUUGUAGAUAUAUCUUGCAGUUUAACCAUCCUUUAAAACUUGAUAUCGAUACAGUUUCUGUGCAAUCUAGUCACCUAUUUAGAAGACAUUGAUAUCCUUGCCCGGUACUACAGCCGACUUAUCCUUCU